Molecule: messenger RNA, 1093 nt
Organism: Brienomyrus brachyistius
Lineage: Eukaryota; Metazoa; Chordata; Actinopteri; Osteoglossiformes; Mormyridae
Product: histone H2B
Exons: 1
Coding region: 40-414 (124 amino acids)
Cellular component (GO): nucleosome
Molecular function (GO): structural constituent of chromatin; protein heterodimerization activity; DNA binding
Source: RefSeq, a predicted model, not a curated record
AAACUACAGAUUACUUGUUUUUGCGAUAGUAUUCUGAACAUGCCUGAGCCAGCGAAGUCAGCCCCAAAGAAGGGCUCAAAGAAGGCCGUUACUAAGACGGCAGGCAAGGGAGGCAAGAAGCGUAAGAGGUCAAGGAAGGAGAGCUACGCUAUCUAUGUGUACAAGGUAUUGAAGCAGGUCCACCCAGACACCGGUAUUUCUUCCAAGGCUAUGGGCAUCAUGAACUCUUUCGUGAACGACAUCUUCGAGCGCAUCGCCGGAGAGGCUUCCCGUCUUGCCCACUACAACAAGAGGUCAACCAUCACCUCCAGGGAGAUCCAGACUGCCGUGCGCCUCCUGCUCCCUGGUGAGCUGGCCAAGCACGCCGUGUCUGAAGGCACCAAGGCUGUGACCAAGUACACCAGCUCCAAGUAAAGCGCUCUGCUGGAGACCUCCACAAUCAACGGCUCUUUUAAGAGCCACCCACUCUCUCGAAAUAGACAGAUUCUCCACAUUGUGCUUUUAAUGCAUAUCUUAGUCUCUCUGCUGCAACUAAAUGUACGAGCUAAUUCUCUUAAUGUAGGGAUGCCACGUCUUUGUCAUUUUUUAAUUGAAACAUUCGUUUGUGCUUACGGAAUUGUAGUCUUCCGAAAAACUGCUGCAGUAUAUUGUGGUUUGUGUGUACCUCUCCACAGAGCAGCACAAACGAAACCGAAAUGAAGUCUUCUACUUCAACAUCAUGCUGAAAUGCGGCUUGAAAUUUAUCACGAAAACGCAAAGCUUCCAUAAGAAGCUAUUCCUAUGCAAAGAUAAAUUUAACAUAAAUGAAAUUACUUUCUUACACUUCUGCAAUCUGGUAGACGCAAUAGAACCCUGUAUACUCGCACAACCCGGCAGAGGAACGGUUUUUACCCCCCACCCAUCACUUCUGAACUCUCGGCACUGAUCUCGACCAUUCUGAUGCAAUACCUUAAGAUGUGCAAAAUACGUAUUUAUAUGUAUUUAAACCACUUGUCAAACUACCUCUCUGAAAUGGUCACGCGCCAAUUUACCAGCGCCUUUUAUUUUUAUGUAUUUUAUUUAAAUAAAUAUACGUGUAUGUGUGUAUAUACAU